Messenger RNA from Knipowitschia caucasica, 4392 nucleotides. The record is from the annotation of a GenBank genome assembly. Lineage: Eukaryota; Metazoa; Chordata; Actinopteri; Gobiiformes; Gobiidae.
AUGAGCGGGCUGGGGGACAACUCCAUGGAGCCUCUGAGCUCAGAGAACCGGAAACGAAAACUGUCCACGUGCGACACGCCGGGACUGGGGUGUGAGAGGAAGCGCCGGGAGCAGGAGAGUAAGUACAUCGAGGAGUUGGCCGAGUUGAUCUCUGCAAACCUCAGCGACAUCGACAGCUUCAACGUCAAACCAGACAAAUGUGCCAUCCUCAAGGAGACCGUGAGACAGAUCCGGCAGAUCAAAGAGCAGGGCAAAGCUACCUCCAGUGAUGACGACGUGCAGAAGUCGGACGUCUCAUCCACAGGUCAAGGCGUCAUUGACAAAGAUCACCUGGGGCCGCUCCUGUUGCAGGCCCUGGACGGCUUCUUGUUUGUGGUGAAUCGUGAGGGAAAUAUCGUGUUUGUGUCGGACAAUGUGACGCAGUACCUGCAGUACAGACAGGAGGAGCUCAUCAACACCAGCGUCUACACCAUCCUGCAUGAAGAAGACAGAGAGGAGCUGCACAAGAACUUGCCCAAGACCAACCUGAACGGAGUGUCGUGGGGCGGAGAUGCAGCCCGCCAGAAGAGCCACACCUUCACCUGUCGGAUGCUGGUGAAGUUUGGCCACGCCCACGGCCCGAUGGAGGAGGGGCACGGAGGACCCCUGUACGAGACCAUGCAGUGUUUCGCUCUGACGCAGCCUAAAGCCAUGAUCGAGGAGGGAGAAGACUUACAAUCAUGCAUGAUCUGCGUGGCACGUCGAGUGACAGCGAUGGAGAGAACCGAGAGCUUCAACACGCGGCACGAGCUGUCAGGUAAACUGAUUCAGAUCGACCAGAACUCUCUGCGCGCCUCCAUGCGGCCGGGCUGGGAAGACUUACUGAGACGCUGCAUUCAGAUGUUCCUCCAGCACAGUGACGGACAGCCCUGGUCACACAAGCGCCACUAUCAUGAAGCAUUCCUGCAGGGCCACGCUGAGACGCCUCUCUACAGGUUCUCUCUGUCAGACGGGACUCCGGUCACAGCCCAAACCAAGAGCAAACUCUACCGACACCCGAUGAGCAACGAACCACAAGGCUUCAUCUCCACCCACCUGCUGCAGAGGGAACCAAUCGGGUACCGCUCAAAUCAAGGCGGAAACAUGAUGCCAAACCCCAUGAGACAGCAGAGUAUGGGAGGUCCCAACCCCAACGCCCAGAUGUCCAUGAACCCCGGUGCGGGCAUGGGGAUGGGCAACAUGAGCAACAUGAGCAGAGGCUAUGGCAUGAGCGAGCCCAACCACAUGGGUCCUAUGGGGGGAGGCGGCAUGUACGGACCCAACAGUGGAGGAGGAGGGGGAGGGGGCGGAGGAGGAGGAGGAGGAGGGGGCGGGAUGGGCAAUAGAAUGAUGCAGAUGAACAAUAUGAACCCGAUGGGGCCCAUGAACCACCCCGGACAGGGCAUGGCACAGCAGCCUCCCUUCCAGAGCAGCGGGGGCUUUGGGCUGAGCGGCAUGAACAGUCCGUCUGGAAGCCCCCGCAUGAGUGGACCGCAGCAAGGCCUCCUCAUGUCCCCACGGACCAGAGGCAGCCCCAAGAUGGGAGCCAACCAGUUCUCACCCGGAGGCUUACACUCUCCCAUGGGGGCCCUCGGAAACAGCGGAGGAAGCAGCAGCAGCACCACCACGUUCUCCAGCAGCUCUCUGAACGCACUCCAGGCCAUCAGCGAAGGCGUGGGGAGCUCUCUGCCCUCCACGCUCACAUCUCCAUCCCCAUCUCACAAACCAGACAGCUCCCCCAGCGUGCACUCCUCCUCCUCCGCCUCCCAGCCCCCACAACUCUCCAAACCGGCUCCGGAGGGCUCCAAAAGUCCGGCCGGAAGUUUAGCAUCUGACCACCACCACGCCAUGCAUCACCACCACCACCACCCGCACGCCCCGGCUGAAGUUUCUACCGAGCGCCCCGAUAGUCAAGCGGCUAAAGACACGGCGGAAACAGUCGGGGAAAGCAACGUGGGCACUUCUGAAGCGCAGCGCAGGGUCCCAGACAGUAAAGGCCACAAAAAACUGCUGCAGUUGUUGACGUCUCCCACAGAGGAGCUGGGACUGGGCUCGAGCGGGCCUCCGAUUCCGCCCCCACCAGCUCGAAGCUCCACUCCGGCGGACACGAAGGACCCCGCUGUAGGCAUGACUAGCCCUUCUUCCACUGGCGUGUCCUCCUCAUCAUCAGCCACUCCUAAUCCCGGGCAAAGCGUUCCAGGCGGUGCGUCUGCUGCGGCUCUAUCGGCAGCCCAGUACACCGGCUCGCUUCAGGAAAAGCACCGGAUUCUGCACAAGCUCCUACAAAACGGCAAUACUCCGGACGAGGUGGCGAAGAUCACGGCCGAAGCCACAGGGAAAGUGACUCUCGGAGGGCAGGAAGUGGGGGAGGCGGGGGCAACGGGGACCGGGACUGGCCCCGCGAUGCUGACGGAGCCCAAGCAGGAGCAACACAGUCCCAAGAAGGAGAAGCCCCAUGCGCUGCUUCACUACCUGCUGAACAAAGACGACUCCAAAGAACCACCAGACGUCAAGCCCAAACUGGAGGAUUUGGAGGGGAAAGGGCCUGGCAGAUGUGGGGCCCCCGAGCUGCCUGAGAGCAAGAUCAAGUCUGAGCCUCCUGAUGAGCUUCAUAACCUGGAGUCCAUCUUGGGAGAUCUGAGAGGUUCAGGCUCCGACUAUUACCCCGAUCAGGCUGGAGCCGGGGCCAGCGACACAGGAAGCAAGGGUUGCCUUGACGACGGGCUGCAUGGGAGUCCUGGGAUGGGUCUGGGGCCGCGGGGACAGUUUCAGAGGACUCUGUCUCUGGAUGGGAAACCUGGAGCAGGGAGACGUCCCAUGCUCAUCAAGCAGGAGAACGUGAUGGGCCCCGACGGCUUCCCAGGGAGCAUCGGACCCAUGAGCCGGGGCUCGGUGCCACAGAGGUCGCCCAUGGGAGGAUCUGGGGACUGGGGCAUGCCAGGCUCCACUGCCAGCCCAGGGGGGGCAGCAGGACACCCCUCUAUGAUGCGCCCUGGGAUGGACUACAACAGCAAGGCCAUGAUGGGAGGAGCUAUGGCCUCUCGCUCCAACAGCCUCCCAGGCACACGCUCCAUGCUGCAGCAGCAGCUCAUGGAUAUGGGUGGAUCUGGGGACAUGGGAAUGAGUCCCUUUAGCCAGCAGGGGCAGCCUAAUCAAUCCUCCUCCUGGCCAGACUCCAUCAUGGGCAUGGACGGGAACCGGCGUCCUUUUGGAAACUCUUUGGACGAUUUGCUGGUUCCUCCGUCGACCAGUGAGGGUCAGAGUGACGAGCGCUCGCUCCUGGAUCAGCUGGAUUCGCUGCUCAACAACACGGACGGCAUCGCUCUGGAGGAGAUAGACCGCGCUCUGGGCAUCCCAGACCUGGUGGGACAGAACCAGGGACCAGAGCAGCCACUCGAGUCUUUCCCAGGACAGGACCCCUCCAUGCUGCUGGAGCAAAAGUCCCUCUAUGGACAAGGUUAUCCUGGACCCCCCACGAUGCCAAUGCAGUCUGGUUACGGAGGGAACCCCAUGCAUGGACAGUCCCAGCAGCCCGGGUUUGGACCCAUGCUCUCUCAAAUGGGGCAGGGGGGGAAUUUCCCUGGCAUGGGGGGCAUGGGGCAUCCACGGGCUAACAUGAUGAGACCCAGAAUGAUGAGUGCCAACAAACCUAUGAGGCUGCAGCUCCAGCAGCGGCUCCAGGGCCAACAGUUUAUGAAUCAGACGCGACAAGGCAUGGGUAUAAAGAUGGAGAACCCAGGGGGAAACCCUGGGAUGAGGCCGGGCAUGCAGCCUGGCAUGGGAGGACAGCCUGGUUUUGUGAAUGCUCAGAUGAUGGCUCAGCGCAGCAGAGAAAUGGUGUCUCUGCAGAUGAAGAAGCAGAGGAUGAUGAUGCUGAUGCAGCAGCAGCAGGCGGCUGCAGCCGGAGGCUUUAGUCCUCCUCCAAAUGUCACAGCCCCUGGGGGCAUGGAGAACCCCAUGGGGGGCCCGAGCAUGGGCCAGCCAGGCCCCCAGCAGUUUGGCUAUGGAGGAAACUAUGGGAUGGGCCAGCAGCCAGAGGCUUCUUUUGGCCCCAAUGGAAGUCCUCCUAAUGCCAUGAUGGCAGGACGCAUGGGCCCUCAGAACCCCAUGAUGCAGCAGCAGAGCAGCCACAUGUACCAGGGCCAGGACAUGAAGGGCUGGGCUCAGGGGGGCAUGGGCCGCAACAGCUCUUACCCACAGCAGCAGUUUGCGCAGCACGGCGGCCCAGGGCAGCAGCAGUACGGAGGCAUGAUGAUGAAUGGAGGAAUGCCCUCAGGGGGGUCAGCGCACAUGGGGCAGAUGGGGGGACACAUGGGCAUGAACCCCAUGGUCAUGGGACGUAUGCCAAUGGGGCCUGAUCAGAAAUAUUGCUGA